Capra hircus (goat) is the source of this 5663-nucleotide messenger RNA. It is a transcript of the gene C3H1orf226, whose product is annotated as chromosome 3 C1orf226 homolog. The coding region runs from base 1972 to 2913 and encodes 313 amino acids. The transcript is spliced from 3 exons. The record is from RefSeq and is a predicted model, not a curated record. Gene Ontology annotation, molecular function: nitric-oxide synthase binding. NCBI's taxonomy places the organism in Eukaryota, Metazoa, Chordata, Mammalia, Artiodactyla, Bovidae.
GGUCUGGUGCAAGCAAGAUAAACAUUUUUAAAGAUUUUUUAACUUGGCAUUCCUCAGUGGCCUGUCUUACUUGGGAAUAUCCAGAGGGAUGGAGGCGUGUGGGCGAGACCUGGAGCGAUGCUGUCUGUCCCCCUGUCUGUUCUUUAGUGUCCCUUUUCCAAGUUGUUGCUGUCACUACCCCCAGCUCUGGGGUUCUCUGUCCUCUCUGAAUGACCUCCUUGGUUUCUUUUUCAUCUGCCUAAUGUCUGCCACCAGAUACUUUCGUUGUUUUAAUUUAGCUUCUGGUUUGGGAUAUGGCGUAUACUUUUAUAUUUUUCUUUGGACAUAAUUUCAAACUUAGAAAAAGCUGCAAAAAUAAAAGUAGUGCAGAGAACGUCCAUGUACCCUGUAUCUAGAUUUUCCUAUUGUUAACAUUUUAUUCCAUUUGCUUUAUCAAUUCCCUCCCUCCCUGUCUAUGCAUGUAUACAUUUGUUUUUUUCCGAGGUAUUUAAAGGUAAGUUACAAACAUAAUGUCCCUUUGUGCCUAAAUACUCAAUAUGUUCUCCCCAAGAAUAGGGACCAGAUACUGUUUUAAAUGGUUGGUGCUGUCUGUUUUUAGCAAAUGACUAAAAACAUAAAUGGGUGGCUUGUUCAACCUACUCAACACCAUUUGCUCAUUAUAAGCCAUUUCCCAUGAGGCUCUGAACUCAGAGUGGCAAGGUGGCCUCUUUUCUUUGCUUCACUUCUGUCGUGUAACAGCCUGGGUAGCCUGCUAGAGGGUUGAUGUGAGUUGAAGGUGCCCCCUUCUAGAUGCAUACAGGGCUUUGCAUGUGAAGGUGGAGAUGUUUGUGCAGGGUGGGAAAGAUCUGGUCCACUCCGUAAGCAGCGGUGCACUCCCCCCGCUGUGUGUGGGCCAAGUGUGAGUGAGCAUCUGUGUGUGAGAGCCCGGAGUUGUCGUCCUGUCCAUGGAUGUUCACAGCACUCAAACGUUUGCCAGGGGCAGUGUGGGGAGCGUGCUCUCCUCACGCGCUUCCUCCACAGCCUGGUCUGGAAUGGCAGCACGUGUUGGGAUGCAAACUGAUACUACGUACCUUGGCAGCUUUAAGGUAUUGGCAAUCGCAGUUGGCUGCUGUGGCGUGCAGAAAGAUCAGGGCUCAGGGAGUCAGCCUGUGUGAGUUCUAAGUUUGGCUCCACUGUUUAGCUCCCCAUGGGUAUGAGGCGUUCCUCUCUGCCACCUGCUUUUCCCAUUCUGUUAAUUGACAUGGUUGGAGUGGAUGACCAUCUUCCUAGUCUUAAAUCCAGUGACUUACAUGUGGAAAUGAGACAACGAAGGAGUGAUGUAGGAUCCAGGAGACUUAGAGCUUCAUCCUGCCCUGGCCCAUUCCGUUCCUCCUGCCGCCAGCUAGGAACUCCAGAUAUACUUAAUGUAAAACGGGGCUCAGAAUAUUGGGGGAAAUACAGGAGGCUAUAUCAGUGCCUGUUGGGAGAGUUCUAAAAAUCUGACUCUGUUUUGAUCUGGUUAUUAAAAAGCACCCGGUCAUCCUGGGUGCCUGCUAGCAGGGCCCCUGUCUCCGGUCAUCCUGGGUGCCUGCUAGCAGGGCCCCUGUCUCCGGUCAUCCUGGGUGCCUGCUAGCAGGGCCCCUGUCUCCGGUCAUCCUGGGUGCCUGCUAGCAGGGCCCCUGUCUCCGGUCAUCCUGGGUGCCUGCUAGCAGGGCCCCUGUCUCCGGUCAUCCUGGGUGCCUGCUAGCAGGGCCCCUGUCUCCGGUCAUCCUGGGUGCCUGCUAGCAGGGCCCCUGUCUCCGGUCAUCCUGGGUGCCUGCUAGCAGGGCCCCUGUCUCCGGUCAUCCUGGGUGCCUGCUAGCAGGGCCCCUGUCUCCGGUCAUCCUGGGUGCCUGCUAGCAGGGCCCCUGUCUCCGGUCAUCCUGGGUGCCUGCUAGCAGGGCCCCUGUCUCCGGUCAUCCUGGGUGCCUGCUAGCAGGGCCCCUGUCUUGCAUGCUGUGUCUUCUCGGUGUGUUGUUGCUGGUGGCCCAGACAGGAGAUGACACUCCCCAUGUGGUCGGUCACUACAUAAAACGUGUCUCUCUCUCGUUUGUUUCCCACCUGCUUUCCGAGCCCCUUUCUCGGACAGUCGACCACAGCAUGUUUGAGAACCUGAACACAGCCCUCACUCCCAAGCUCCAGUCAAGCCGCUCCUUCCCCCACUUGUCCAGGCCAACAGCCCCCAGCUCUGCUGCUCAGGGGUCUGCGGAGCUCGGGGGGCCCGGACUCUGGGUGGGCAGCGGUCAGCACCUCAAGAGCCUGGGCAAAGUGGUGGGGGCCAAAGUGAAUGACUUCCUGCGGAGAAAGGAGCCCUCGAGCCUGGGCAGCGUGGGGACCACAGAGGUCAACAAGACUGCAGAGGCCCAACUGGCCGGCGGGGCUGAUGGGGAUGACGGAAGGUCAGCCCUGCAAGAAGCAUUCCCUCGGCUGGAUCCUCCACCUCCAGCCACCAGGAAGCGAACCCCUCGGGCCCUGAAGACCACCCAGGACAUGCUGAUUUCGUCACAGCCUGUCCUAAGCAGUCUGGAGUAUGGGACAGAGCUGGCAUCUGAGCAGCCCCAGGUCUCGUCUUCCGCCCAACCCAGCCCAGCCGAUGCUUCCCAGCCAGAGGCCACCACGGAGGUGGUGGACAGGGGUGACGCUCUGCCCAACGGAGAGGUUUCUGUGUCGGUACCUGACCUCAUCCACAAAGACAGCCAGGACGACCCCAAGUUCAAGGUGACUGAGUGCCGAAGGGCCUCCUCCCCUGGCCUCAUGGAGAGAAAUGGCCUCAAACUCAGCCUGAGCCCCAUCAGCCUGGCCGAGUCUCCGGAGGACGGCAGCCCACCGCCGCGGGCGCGGACCUCCAGCGUUGACAAUGAGGGCCCUCACCCAGACCUGCUGUCCUUUGAGUAGAGCUGCUGAGCGCCUCCCUCUGCCCCCUCCUCCUGGCCCUCCAUGCACCCUGGCCCUGCCCUCUCUCCUGCUGUCUGUCCCCCUUGCACAAGGCAUGGCAGAGUGAUUCUCCUGGUGAUUGCAGGGCCAAAGGUCCAAGUGGUUGUAUAGUCCAAGAGUCUGUCCAUGGAAUGGAAAAAGUACUCCCUUGGGUGCCAUCCCAGCUUCUCUGCAUGCUGGCUGCAGCCCUUGGAUGUUGGGGCUCCUCUGCUCUCACGGUGCCCUGGCUUCCCACUGGCGUGCAGGGCCAGCAGCCCAGGAUGAAGGCUGUUCUCUUUGCCUGUCUUCCAAAUGCCGCCUGCUCUUCUCUUUUCCUUGCCCUCCUGGUUCCUUCCUUCUCCCUGGGUGCUCAGAGGCCUCCUGCCUCAGGGGCAAUCAGUUUGGAUGGGGGGUGCUGGGUUUGGCUUGGUGACGGGCCCAGACCCAGAAAGCCACACGAGAGCACAGCCCAGCCGCAGCUUUUCCUGGUCACAAGACAGUGCAGGCCUCGGGCUGUCCCCUUGCCUCUGCCCGUGUGGAUGCAGGCUGAGGGAGAUGCUUAUGCCUGAGACCCUGGGCAGCCUUGGCGCCCAGCGUUCACAGGGGCUUCUCCUCUGGAUGGGGAGCACGGUGAGCCCUCCCUGGGGCAGGGCAUGGAGCCAGCCACGGAGGGCACCUGCCCAGCGUGGGCGUGUCCAGAGGCUUUGGGAAUGAUGGUGCCCCAGCUACGCUUGUGUUCCCUGCCCAGAAGGAGGGGCCCGGGCUUCCCGCGCUGUGUGUGAAGGCAGGGCUAGGCAGGCCCUGGCAGAAGCAGCAGAGCAAGUUCUGAUGUCAUUUGGGGGGAGGGCAUCCAGGGAGCUGGUCCCGAGAGAAUGUGGAGCAGUAAUGGAGAAGGCCGUGGAAAGAGGAGUUGUAGGACUCAGGGCAGCUAUGGGGCCUCACAGCCUGCUGAGAUGUAGUUGCAGGCUCUAGGCUUGCCAAGUGCGAGGAUGAAGGUGGAGAGUGUGAGGACCAAGGUGGAGGGUGUGAGAGGCUGGAAUGUGGUGGGAGGCUGGGCAGGCUGCCCUUGAGGAGGAGGCACUCUGCUCUUGCCCUGAAGGCACCCUCUGUGCACCUGCUCUGGGGUCUCUGUGACGGACUGGCAGUGCCCCCGGCCCCGCUGGUCCCGCCCUCUUGUGUUAACCCACCUCUGUGUUCCUGUCUCCCACCAGGAGUCCUGUCCUGCUGCUUUCCUGUGGCCAGGAGACCCUGUCAGGGGUUGAUCCAAACCUUGGGGGCCUUUGCAGCAAGAAGAGAACAUGCCUUUUCUUAAGCAGGGUGGCUGGUCCCUGGGAGAAGGCUGAGAGGGGCUCAUCCGGCCAGAGCAGGGUCUUCAUUCCUCUUCCUGCAAUUCCUGCUGCCUCCUCCUUUUCUAGUCACCGCUUGGCUUCCCCUUCUGGGCGCCCCAGAGCUCACUGCCCACUUCAUCUCAUCACCCAAUUCCUGCUCCCCCCUCACCACCUCUGUGGACCUGGGAUCACCAGCGUGCAGGCUGCUCCUGCCCUGUGUGCUUGUGUCUGAGCCACAUGGCCAGGCCACAGCUCUGCCACGGCCUUGUCUUUUCACAGCAAAGCUUUGUCUCCUCUUCCUCAGAAGGGUCCCAGCACCCCCCGGCACCUGGCAGGCCAUUGAGAAGUGAGCAAGGCUGUUGCUGAAUUGAGUCGAUCCUGCCUUAUUCCAGGAACAUCACGAGGAUGCGAUAUCUGCCCUCAAUGCUCUGAAGUUCUUAGGACUAGCAUUUUGGGGGCCUGUAAGUUUUCCCAUAUUGGCUUGAGGUUCUGCACAAAACACAGAGCUGGGGGUGGGGAACAGAAAACUAAACCCACAUGCUGGGAGCUAGCCCACUUUCAUCUGUACUUCCAUACCAGAAGUUCAGCUUGCUUCUGAUGGGAAACUUACUGAGUAUCUACACUCUGGUCUGCUUCUCUCCCAGGGACAGCAUGGCUCUGGCCGGGUGAUAUUGUAGCCAUAGGUACAGAGGUGGCAAGCUAGGGAUGGUCCAAACACCCUGCUGUCCACUACCCAGCCAGAUGGCACUGAGGUCCAGGAGUCAGCACAGGCAUCCUGUCAGGCUGUCCCAGGACCAUGGACAGGGCGACCCCAGCGUUCCUCAGACUCUUGUCCAGUGCUGAAUGAGGACGGGGCUGUGGGACCCUGUGUUAAUGUCCAGGUGGCCUCUCUUUGGUCACCACCUCAGCCAUUCUUCUGCAGCAGGAGGUGGGGGAGCUCUCUGAGGCUAAAAUCAAGUCCUAAAUGCUGCAGAGAGUGCCUGGUACUAGGGCACAAGGGGUUCCUAAAGGCCAACAGAAACAGCAAUAUCUAUCCUGCCAAGGGCCCUGGCACAGACCAGCUGUCUAUGCAAAACCCCACUUGGCUUCCUGUGUCCAUCUCAACACCUGACCUUCCUGUAACUGCAACAUGCUGUCACCCCUGACACGUGCACACACACCCCUCAGGGUGACUCCAGCUUCUCUGGAGGCUGGACCCUGGGGUGGCCCAGUCUGCUCAAGGCCGGGGCACUAAGGAGAAAUGUCUUCUAUGUCCUCAGAAGGAAGUGGGUCCAUGGAGUGUGUUUUUUCACAUUCUAGUCCCACUCCCCUGUAUCCCCAUAUUCAGCAAUAGCUUUACCCUGACAGAUGCAAAGUGAGCUUCCAGAACCUGGCAAAAAGGUGGCAUAUUCAUACUCCCCUGGC